CUCCUCUCACUUCCAUCUCUCUUUUCUUUUUUUUUUCCUCUUUCUCUUUCUCUCUCUUUGCUUUCUCUUUCUAAGAAUUUUGAAUAUAUGGGUCCUUACUCCUUCGUUGUACUAUUAAACCUUUCAUGUAUAUUUUUAUUUAUUUAUUUUGUUUGUUUGAGCUUUGAAGGUGAAAUUGUGAAGGAGAUCUAGGAUUUUAUUAAGUUUCCAAUUUGAAAGCCCCAAAACAGCAAUAAAAACCCGAACUUUUUAUUGAAGUUUUUUUUUUUGUGGUUCUUUUAGCUAUAUUUAGUAGAUCUGAUUAUGGAUUUUGAUGCAUGCAAAGUUUGGGUAUUGGGAAAAUGUGGGGAAUUAGAAACUAGUUUGAAUCUGAAAGUUUCCAUUUCGCUGUUGCGUAUCUUUAGAUUUCCAUUUCUGUUGCUUUCGAAUCUUAGAUUUUUCCAUUUCUGCUAUUGUUUUUAUGUGCUGUGGAUUGGGAUAUUUGGUUUGCAUAUCUUGGAUCUGCGGAAAUGUAAAGGCUACCAAUUGAAAUUUGGCUCAUUGGAGCUUCAUGGAUGAUGAUGCGUUGAACAUGCGUAAUUGGGGUUAUUAUGAGCCGUCCUUGAAGGGACAUCUUGGUCUGCAGCUCAUGUCUAGCAUGGCUGAGAGGGACACCAAGUCUUUCAUUCCUGGGCGUGAUCCCAAUCUCAUGGUUACUCCCAAUGCUGCCUUUCACCCACGGGACUGCGUUGUUUCAGAGGCACCUAUCCCCAUGAAUUAUGUUAGGGAUAGUUGGAUUAGCCAGAGAGAAAAGUUUUUCAACAUGUUACCAGCCACUGCUCCUAAUUAUGGCAUUCUUCCUGAAACUUCGGCGGCUCAUUCAUUGCCAAUAUUGCAGCCACCACCUGAUUCGUCAUCAAGAAAUGAGAGGGUGGUGGGUAGAGUCGAGGAGCCAUCAGUUAAUAAGGAAGGUGUUCCAUUGAAGAAAAGGCAGGGUGGGGCUGCCCCAAAGACGCCAAAGGCCAAAAAGCCUAGGAAGCCAAAGGAUAAUAGUAAUUCCACUGUUCAACGUGUGAAGCCUGCAAAGAAGAGUAUGGAUAUUAAAAUAAAUGGCUAUGACAUGGAUAUUUCAGGCAUUCCAAUUCCAGUUUGCUCAUGCACUGGAAGCCCUCAGCAAUGUUAUCGAUGGGGCUGUGGUGGUUGGCAAUCUGCUUGUUGCACAACAAAUGUAUCCAUGUAUCCUUUGCCAAUGAGCACCAAAAGGCGUGGUGCGAGGAUAGCUGGGCGGAAAAUGAGUCAGGGGGCAUUCAAGAAGGUCUUGGAGAAACUUGCAGCUGAAAAUUAUAACUUCAAUAACCCAAUUGAUUUGAGGACUCAUUGGGCUAGACAUGGUACCAACAAGUUUGUCACUAUCAGGUAGAUUCAAAUUGGUGGAAAUGAUAGUGGAACUCCAUCGCUUAUGGUCUGCUUCACCUGUAUAUAUUUCUGUGGCCUUCGUCGGAGAUCUUUGAUGCCUUGUAGUUCAUGAAUUUUCAGAGUCAUGAUAAUGUUUUAACUUUCGAACAUCGUGGUUCUUUGGAACUUCUUAGUUUUUCAUUUAUGCUUGUGCUUUAAGAACAUCCGUUUGUUCUGGUCACCAACUUUAAGUUGUGGAUGAGUUUUUAUUUGUUGGAUCCUGUUGGAUAAUCUCCUUUCAUCCACUCGGCAAAGUGUUAUUAUAGACUGGCAGUUGAAUGCUGCUUUUCCUGGCAAUCUUUUAGCUGACAUCAAUGACAUUUUGUUUAUUCCCUUUAUUUGCAUAAA
Messenger RNA from Theobroma umbraticum, 1782 nucleotides. RefSeq names its product basic pentacysteine1 (gene BPC1). Gene Ontology annotation, biological process: response to ethylene. Gene Ontology annotation, cellular component: nucleus. NCBI's taxonomy places the organism in Eukaryota, Viridiplantae, Streptophyta, Magnoliopsida, Malvales, Malvaceae. The record is from RefSeq and is a predicted model, not a curated record. Gene Ontology annotation, molecular function: DNA-binding transcription factor activity; sequence-specific DNA binding.